Psilocybe cubensis is the source of this 288-nucleotide messenger RNA. RefSeq lists its product as uncharacterized. Bases 1 to 288 code for a protein of 95 amino acids. NCBI's taxonomy places the organism in Eukaryota, Fungi, Basidiomycota, Agaricomycetes, Agaricales, Agrocybaceae. The transcript has 2 exons. The record is from RefSeq and is a predicted model, not a curated record.
AUGAGCAACGCCAACAACGCCGCUCCCACAAACGCCACGCAGAUGAAGGAGAGGCUGUACGCGCAGUUGGCCGCCAGCCUGGGAAGAACCUCGCGCGCGAUCAGCCAGACGGCCGAUCUGUGUGAGCAGCUCCAGGUGGAUCUGCACGCGAUGAGAAUAUUCGCGGGCCUGGACGCCGCGAAGUUUAUGACGGUCGCUGCUCAGCUUAAUCCUUCUGACCAAGAAGAAGAUGGAAAUCAAAGUGAUAUCAUUCAAGAUUCAAAGAAAGCAAAUGCUCAAAAGGACUAA